Messenger RNA from Dictyostelium discoideum AX4, 324 nucleotides. RefSeq lists its product as hypothetical. The record is from RefSeq and is a predicted model, not a curated record. NCBI's taxonomy places the organism in Eukaryota, Evosea, Eumycetozoa, Dictyosteliales, Dictyosteliaceae. Bases 1 to 324 code for a protein of 107 amino acids. The transcript has a single exon.
AUGGACCCACUUGACAAAAUAAUAAAUGAUAUUAAAAAAGAGGCUAACGACUCUGGUGUUACUUUAGCUCCACUUUCUGUUCCAAAACCUAAACUAGAGGAACUCUCAGAGCAACAAAAAAUUAUACUUGCCGAAUACAUUGCAGAAGUUGGUUUACAGAAUAUAACAGCGAUCACUCUCUCAAAAAAAUUGAAUAUUACCGUAGAAAAAGCUAAAAAUUAUAUAAAAAAUUCUAACAGACUUGGCAGAACAAAUAAUUUAAAAACUAUUGGUAUUCUUCAAGAAGAGGUUUCAUCUAUGGAGGCUAAAUCUAUGACUUGGUAA